UUUUCCUUCUUUUCUUCCUCAACCGCGUGUUUCUGCUAUUUUCCUUCUCCCCUGCACCAAACAAACAUCCAGCCAAGCCCGACAACACCCCACUUGGAAAAAACCGAAUUUUCGGAUUUGCUCUGUUCUCCUUGCCCCUGUCCGCGAGCUGCUCUUGCCGGUGAGAGUGCUUUUGGUUUUCUGUUCCUCUCCAAGAUCCCGCCAGCCUUCCCACCGCCAGCUCCAAUUUCUUUGCUUGCUGAAUUUUCUGGUAUGUGACAACUCUUUUAAGUCCAAAUUUCAUCUAAUUGGUGGUUGCCUUGCUGAAUUUGGUCCUUGUUGUGGCUGCUCUGUGUUGUCCGAAUUUUGUUGGAAAUAUGGGGGAAUUUCAGUAGCUUUAAGUGGGUUUUGUUUAGAUUAAGUGGAAAUUAGCUUGAGUAAUUGUUGUGAAAUUGUCUAGAGAAAAUUUCGUGUGUUAGCCACUAGAUUGCCAAAACCGGUUCUUCCAUUUUUGUUGUCUGUGGGAUUAGGGAGCUAUGUGUAUAUAUAUAUAUAUAUAUAUAUUCUGGUAGUUUUCAUAUGAUUAUUAAUUCUGGAAUAUUUUGGCUAGGUUCUUGAUUAUUCUAUCACCCUAGCUCUUGGAGUGAGUUUUCUGCUUUAUGCGAUUGAGGUAAGUAAAAUUAUGGUAACGCCCUUUGAUUUUAAAACAUAUUUUAACUUGCUUUUGAAAUGGUGGUGGGACUAAACCCGUUUUACACAAAUAUGAGCAUGACUGAUUUGAAAUGAAAUUAUUAUGUUUUCCAUUGAAUUGAGCAUGCCUACUUGAAGUUUAUUUAACUGCCCUGAUGAUCUGGAAAUGAUGUGUAAAGUAUGGUUUUUCUGUUAACUUCCGCUUGUUUUGUCUCCGAUGUGGUCAUGUUAUUAGUGACCCUGUUAGUGGGGGUUUAUAAACACUUGCACAUGUUGACAUGUUAUUGAUAGAACCGGUUCGUUCGAGUGACCCUGCUAGUGGGGGUUAUACACCAGCAAAUAAUGCGCCUACCAGUGGGUGGUUUAUAACACUGGCCAUGACCUAUAGAGGAGAUGUCUAUUUCGUUCCCGUACUAUAUCUGUUUUUCGUGAUUACACUUGUUGGCAUGCUAUAAGUUUAAUAAGGGGCACUCCAUAUUUUACUUACUGAGUUUAUCUCAUAGUUUUCCUUGUCCACCAUUUCAGGUAGUGAGACCCGACGCAUUGGGAGCCCGAGGUAGUGAUGAGCUAGACUACUAGGCAUUUUUGAACUUGGAUUUUUGUAGUUAGGCCGCUAGUCACCCAUGCUUGACAUAGAAAUUUUGUGUACAGAGCUUCCUUAGUUUUAGUCAUGAUUGUAUAUAUGAAAUUAUAAAUUUUGUACAUCUUGACCGGUAAAUAUUUGGUAAAUAAAAAGGUUUAGAUUUG
Molecule: messenger RNA, 1416 nt
Organism: Rubroshorea leprosula
Lineage: Eukaryota; Viridiplantae; Streptophyta; Magnoliopsida; Malvales; Dipterocarpaceae
Source: the annotation of a GenBank genome assembly